AGGCUCUGAACUAUCUGUAAUUCCGUACCAAGAAACGAAAAGAGAAAAAUAUAUAUAAUUUUAAGAAUUCCAAGGGGAAACAGCAUUUUUUCUUACACCCCUGGCUUCCCUCGGAGUGAGAAAAUACGGGAACCAGAGAAUAAAAAAGGACGCCCUCCGACGUACAAGAUAUUAUGGUUGAAAUACCAAUAGAUGGAAGGAUUACGUAUGCAACAGAACAUCUUGCUGGCAAUUUAGCCAAGUAGAAACUUUAACCUAACGUUUGUCUUUCUUCCCCCAAUUUUUUUCCUGGGGUGAAACUGUAAAGAAAAAUCCAGAUGGCAACCGAAAAGGAAGCAGGAGGGGACGGCACACAUUGUUAAUUUCUUUAUUUUGCUUUAUUUCGAAGGUCUGUUAUACACUCUGUUAUACAGCUGCUCUCUCUCAGUGUUUAAAAGCAUGGACGCGAAGUGGGAGUGGCUUUGCGGAGUAAAUUCCUCGUACAUCACAGAGUCCCAAGACCGCUGGUACGAAGAUAUCCGUAACAACACAUGUAAGGUGGAUGGUCUGGUGACCAUCCCUCACGCCGCCUUCCUUCUCCUAUCGUCAGUCGUUCUUCUCGUCUUGGGAUGCUGCACCAGCUACCGCCGGAUCCACACCAAGUACCUCCUGAUCUAUCCAGGGCACAGCCUGAGAUGGCUGAUAUCAGUCCUGCUACUCGUUGUGAUUCUUGCCUCCAUUGGUGAAGGUAUCAUGACUGAUGAGACUUACCGGGCCUGGAGCCAGCCCACUCAACCUCAUCUAUACAUUCACAGCAUUGUGGCUUUCGUUGCAGUCGUGAUGUCUCUGGUUUAUUAUCAGCACAUGGAGCUAUGGCAAGUACCAACGAUGUCCAUACUACUUCUGGUCUACUGGGUGUUCACGCUAUGUAAUGAGGUCCUCCGUAUAUUGAGCUUGGAGUACCAAGGGCACAUCGACGUAAAUGUUGUGAUCUUCGACUUGACCAUCAUCAAGCUCGCCAUUUACCUCGUCUUGAUACUUGUAGAAUUGAAUGUCAUCAGAACAAAGCUCCUUGGGUUAUACUACAAAGAGGCCGAGUUUCCAGAGGACCUCAAGCGACCUGACAUGCUGUACAUGCAUUACUACGUCAACCUGUUCUCGUCCCUGAUGUACUGGUGGCUCAACUGGGUCCUCGUGCUGGGUUACAAGAAGUCCCUCGAGCUUAGCGACCUGGGCACGCUGCCCGAUCAGCACGAGGCGGAGCACAACCACCAAGAGUUCAAAAAGGUUUUUUUGCAAGAACUGGAGAAGGCUAAACAGAAGGGAAAGAAACCGUUCCUGGGCAAAAUCUACGCCAAGGUGUACGGCCGGCGGAUGAUGGCAGCGGCAGUUCUCAAACUGAUCGGGGAGGUGUUCGGCUUUGUCAAUCCCGUGGCAGUAGGGGCUCUGACGGCUUACACGAUAACCUUGAAGUCCCCUCCAGAAUCAGAGCCGGACCCCGCCCAUUACGUCUAUGCAGAGGAGUUCUUCAAGAACGGUUUCGUGCUGGUGUUUGUCAUGCUGCUGUCAUCCAUGGUCAACUUCUUCUGCUUGCAGACACAUUACUACUUCUGCAUCAUGGAAGGGGUCAAAGUUCGUGCGGCAAUUCAGGCCAUGGUUUACGAGAAGUCGCUUCGCUUAUCCACUGUGGCCACGACGGGCGGCAAGAUGAACAUAGGUCAGAUCACGAACCACAUGUCGGUCGACCCCAACGCCAUCCAAAUUAUGUUCCAGAACUUCAACAACCUGUGGUGCAUUCCAAUACAGCUCAUCAUCAACUUGGUUUUGCUGUACCUGGAGAUGGGCUACGCUGCUCUGAUUGGUGCGAGCGUCUUUCUGGUGCUCAGCCCUGUCCAGUUCAAAAUCGCCACCAUGAUCAGCAAGAGGCAGAAACAGAUGCUGGGCUGCUCCGAUGAACGCCUGAAGAAAACCAACGAGUUGCUUCAAGGGAUUAAGCUGCUGAAGCUGUACGCUUGGGAAGGACUCUACGGCAAGGCCAUUGAGGCCAUCAGAAGAAGGGAACUCGGAUAUCUACUCAAGAUCAACGUCCUCUUUAUCACAACAAUUCUGUUGACCUCUGCAUCUCCAGUGCUCGUAAAUGUGGUGGGUUUCGGGACUUACAACGCCCUCACCGGCAAGCCCUUGACCCCGGAAGUGACCUUUGCUGCGCUGUCCUUGUUCAACAUGCUGACCAUGCCCCUCCUGAUCCUACCCAUGUCCCUGCUGUACCUUGUCAACGGGCUGGUCAGCGGGAAGCGCGUCUUGGGCUUCCUGCUGGCCCCGGAAAUAGAGAACAACAACGGCCAGGCAUUGGAGCGUCCUCAGGGCGCCGCCGCUCAUCAUGGUGGAAUUGACGAUGUCACCGUGGGUUUUAAGAAACUGUCAGACCAAGUGACCAUCACCAGCAGCGCCAGCGAGCUAGAGGACGAGCAGUUCCACAGCUCUUCCGAAAGAACCAGUUUGCUGAACGGCAAAGUCACCAAGAAGAGGAAGUCGGCGAGGAACGCCAAGUAUGGAGCAGCAGGGCCUAAGGAGAAGCAUACCGUGGACGGGCCAGGAGGGCGCUUGAAGCACGGAGUCGCCAUAAAGAUAUCUCACGGAACCUACAAAUGGGAUGAAGAUUCCGAAACGAAGACACUUUCGGAUAUCAACGUUGAGAUCCCGGAAGGCAAGCUGACGAUUGUUAUUGGUGCUGUUGGCAGCGGGAAAUCCUCUCUUCUAGCGGCCAUGCUUGGUGAAAUGACGACCUCAUCUGGCUUUGUGCAAGUCAAAGAUGGUACUCAGAUAGCUUUGGCAGCCCAGAAACCUUGGCUGCUGAAUGCUAGCCUUCAGAAUAACAUACUGUUCUCCGAUGAACUUGAGGUCAAAAGGUAUAAACGCGUCAUUGACGCAUGCUCCUUGAAGCCAGACAUUGACAUCCUACCGGCUGGGGAUCAGACUGAGAUUGGAGAGAAGGGAAUCAACUUGAGCGGAGGACAGAAGCAACGAGUCAGCGUGGCUAGGGCUAUGUACUCUAAUAGGAAUAUCGUCAUUCUGGACGAUCCGCUGUCUGCACUGGACGUUCACGUUGGUCGCCAUCUUUUCCAGAACGGCAUAAUUAAACUGCUUGUCCAUCGAAAGCAGACGGUGAUCCUGGUCACCCAUCAGCUGCAGUACCUGAAUCGGGCAGAUUUGAUCGUUGAGAUGAAAGACGGUCGGAUAGCCGCCCAGGGGACGCUAGACGACAUCAUCACGGCGGACCCCGACAUGUACAGCGAGUACAACCAGGCGGUCCGAGCGGCCACGGAAUCUGAGGCCGAAGGCGAGCUGUCCGGCUACGAGUCGGAGGCCACCAGGGAGGAGCGACUCCGUCUUCAGCGGCAAGUCAAGAGCAAAACGCUGCAGUCAAAACAGUUGCCAAAAGUGGGAGAGACCCCUGAGCCCGGCGCUCUGAUUGAGAGGGAGGAGAUGGAACGAGGCUCGGUCUCCUACGUCGUGUACCUGUACUACGCUAGGAACGUCGGGUGGCUCCUGGUCGCUCUGCUGGCCUUCUGGGCGUUGGUUGACGCCGGCUUGGGCAUCGGUACCAACUUCUGGCUGUCGGCCUGGUCGGAAGCGGGACUAGGAAAUGAGACCGACGGAUUGACGGACGAGUACUUCCCUGUCUUUGUGGGUUUCUCCGUGUCCACUCUGACGGCUAGAGUGUUUUCUAUGAUAUCGCUGGUAGCUGCCAUGCUGACCGCAGCGAGACGUCUCCAUGAAAAAGUCCUGCGAAACAUCAUCAAAGUGCCGCUCAGGUUUUUCGACAUGACUCCUAUCGGGCGUGUUCUGAACCGUUUCUCAAAUGAUAUGCAACUCAUUGAUAUCAGAUUUACACAAACCAUUAACAUGUUGGUGAACACUGUGCUGAGGGUCACGUCGGCUGUGGUAGUCAACGCCAUCGUUAUGCCUAUUUUCCUCGCGUUUUUCGUACCCGUUGCCAUUGGGUUUUACAUCCUCCAGAGGUUCUUCCUGGCGUCGUCUAGAGAACUGCAACGGCUGGACAGCAUCAGCAAGUCGCCUGUCUUCGCCUAUUUCUCUGAAAGUCUUGGAGGGCUGAUGACCAUUCGAGCCUAUAAGGCUGGCGAGCGAUUUUACAACACCGUCAUUGAACGAAUCAACACGAAUCUGGCAGCAUUCUUGUAUCUCCAGGUAGCAACCCGCUGGCUUGGCCUCCGGCUAGACUUUGUUGCUGCUACACUCGUUUUUCUGGCUGGAAUGAUAACGCUAGUGGGCGCCAUCACAAUCGAUCUGGAUCCAAGCCUCGUUGGACUAGCUGUCUCAUACUCACUUCAGGUGGCCACGUUUUUGAACAUGGUCGUGAGAGCCAUUGCUGAGCUGGAGAUUCAGAUGAACGCUGUGGAGCGAAUCAAGCACUACACCUUUGAAGAGAACGAGCCAUACGAUGGUACCGAGCCACCUGCUUACUGGCCUCAGCGCGGCCACAUCGAACUGCUACACGUCUCGGCGCGUUACGCCAAAAACACUGACCCAGUCUUGAAUGAUGUCUCCGUGAAAUUCAGAGCCGGGGAAAAGGUUGGCGUUUGUGGACGAACUGGGGCCGGCAAAUCUUCCCUCACACUCGCUUUGCUUCGUGUUAUUGACAUCUUUGACGGUACCAUCCUGAUUGAUGGCGUAGACAUCAUGACUGUGCCUUUGACAACUCUGAGGAGCAAAAUAUCAAUCAUACCUCAAGAUCCUGUUCUUUUUACAGGGACAAUAAGGAAGAAUCUUGACCCGAUAGCCCAUAUUACCAACGAUGAGGAGUUGUGGUCCGCUUUAGAAAUUGCUCAACUCAAAGACGUCGUGACUGCAUUGGAUAGCGGUCUAGAUUCUGAGGUGACUGAGGGUGGAGAGAAUUUCAGCGUGGGUCAGCGGCAGCUGUUCUGUCUGGCUCGCGCAUUCCUGCGCAAGUCUCGUAUCCUCAUCAUGGACGAGGCUACCGCCUCCAUCGACUUAGAGACGGACAAGAUUCUACAAAACGUUGUGGCCACAGCUUUUGCUGAUCGAACUGUACUAACCAUUGCGCAUCGCAUCACCACCAUCUUGAACUCGGACAACAUUCUGGUCCUCGAUGAAGGAGGAAUAGCUGAGUACGGAGCUCCUAGCGCCCUCAUUGAAAAGGGGGGGCUGUUUGCAUCCUUCGUCAGGGACAAAGACAACUAAUCCCUAAGGGAAAUGCACCAAGUGUACUUUUUUCCCCUCUGAAUUUGAGGAAGGACUGUAUUGUUACAAACAAUACAGCUUAAAUUAUCUAUUUCUGAAAUAAAAUUCACACUCAACUGGCUAGAAGCAAACAUUUUUCAAAAUGACAUACAUGUAUUUUGAUACACGAAAACUAAAGACAGAAAUAAUCGAACCAAAUCUUGCCUGGAGGUAAAAUCAUGCGCUGAAAGCGACUCUGACACCGUCUUGUUAUUUGACCAUCGUUAGGUAAGAAACGUUUCCAAUUUUAGAUUUAGCAUAACAUCUUUCCUUAACUUACAAGCGUAGAGACACAAACUAGAAUAGUUUACUUAAAUAAGAGUUCAUGUGAAUUUUUUCUGGUUACAAGUUUGCCUUUCCAUAUAUUUUUCCUACUUAAAACCGUCACAAAGAAUGUCUUCAAUUAUUAACGCCAUUAUGUUUUCCUCUUUUUGCAUCUGACCUUGUGUAAUACGUAGCGUUAUCAUGUUCUUUUGUUUAAAACACUAGUAGCGCAUAGUGGAGAGAGCAUCAUUUGGAUUGUAAAUGAGUAGCGAAAAAUAGCGAUUGACACACGACCAAAGACAAAUUGCGAGCAAAAAUGUUAUCAGUCCAAGCUUUUAGUGAAACUCAUGCUUGCGUGUUUUCUGAUUCAAGCAUAAUUUCCGCACAAUGUCAGUUAAAUAAGUUGUUUUCUGAUCUCCGAGCGCGCUUUUUUUUCUGUUACAGGGGCAUAAACUCCAAAGGGCAAAGUGGAAGGAUGAUGAAGUCCCAUAUUUUCGAAAUUUGAAAAGUGUACGGGGUUGAAGGCUGUUAUUACAUGCUACCUGUUCAUCUUUAUAAUAUCUUUAUCGGCGGAAGAGCGUUCCAUCCCGCAGUUCAAAUUUAGUAAGGAGAUAUAGCCAUAUCUCAAAGGGAUCGACGCCUUUGGCUUUUGAGACAUUUCAGUUUGAUCGUAGAUAAAAAAAAUGCAUGAAAGGUAGCUUUCAGUUCUCUCAUUCAGUUCACCGUAAAUUAUGGCUGUAUCGAGGGCAGUGUGCUAUUCCUUCAGCGAUUUUUUCCGGAUCUAUUCACAGCAGCUGUCAUUUCUGUUUUUGACGAUAUUUCUAAUCGACGUCCUCCUCAGUUCGAUUUCUCGUCCUGCUCCCUGUGUUCUAUAUAAAUAUCCUCCUUAAAAGCAGGAUGUCAUGGUGCGUAUAUUCGAAACACGUGGAGACAGGAAGUAAAGGAAAGACUGUCCGUCGGGAGAAUGCAAAAUACCCCUCUGAGUUUUGUAGACUGUAAUUCCUUUUAGCGGAUUUGAAUCCAUUUUUAUUGUUUUCUAUUCCAGUCAUGAGAGACCUUCUGUGGGUCUCUCUGUCAACAAAGUAAAAGGUUACAUUUUCCACUAAGGACUGAAGAGAAAAAUUUAGACUGUUCCAUUUGUGUAAACUCUGACUUUCAAUUUAAAAGCUCUCUGUGAGUGCACCAGGAUAUCGGUGGAUUUUCACAAUUAGUCUUACUUCUUUACAAGAUGACAGAGAGAUUAGAUUUCGUCUUUCCUAACUUCUCUUUCAAUGUCUUCGUCAAAGACGCGGAAAUUGGAGUGGCCUUGCAUGGGACGUCUUCUUGAGGAAUGUAAAAUUAUGCAUGUGAUUUUCGGGAGUUUUUUAGCCAAUAAAUGGA
Acanthaster planci (crown-of-thorns starfish) is the source of this 6885-nucleotide messenger RNA. Its product is annotated as ATP-binding cassette sub-family C member 9-like. The record is from RefSeq and is a predicted model, not a curated record. Gene Ontology annotation, cellular component: membrane. Gene Ontology annotation, biological process: potassium ion transport; transmembrane transport. Gene Ontology annotation, molecular function: sulfonylurea receptor activity; ABC-type transporter activity; ATP binding. NCBI's taxonomy places the organism in Eukaryota, Metazoa, Echinodermata, Asteroidea, Valvatida, Acanthasteridae.